This is a messenger RNA of Gregarina niphandrodes, 594 nucleotides long. RefSeq lists its product as hypothetical. Lineage: Eukaryota; Apicomplexa; Conoidasida; Eugregarinorida; Gregarinidae. The coding region runs from base 1 to 594 and encodes 197 amino acids. The record is from RefSeq and is a predicted model, not a curated record. The transcript has a single exon.
AUGGUAAACAUACCAACGACCCUCCUGACUGCCGAUCUGAACCAGUCAGAAGAAAGGGGGACCGACCCCCAACGGAGCAAGCGCAGAAUAGCACAGAUAACGCCGCCAACGAUCGGAGAACUAGCAGUGAUGGUCUACGAUUUAAAGGAAGAAAUCGCUAGACUGAGGAAAGACGUAAGGGCCGAAGGGAAACGUGGAGAAGCCGAAGGGAAACGUGGAGAAACCGAGACGGCCAUGCUAAACGACAUGGUCGAGGCUUACACAGGCAUGGCCACUUUAACCAAGGAGCACCACAAGAAGCAAACCGCCCAGAUCACCAAGAUGAUGAACGAGAUUUCGAACAAACUACUCGCUGCAAUUCAGUGCUACCCACUCUACCGCGAGACCACGAAGCCAGCCACCAAGGCGACUUCAAGCCGACCACGAACUAACGAUGUUUCCCACAGCACAGACGGAGACAUAUCGGAAGCCACUACUACUAGACAAGGACGAACCACAUCUACUAAGGGCCGACCAACUUUAAACUCCAGAACCCCGCUGCCCUGGAACAAGGUAGCGGGGACUACGAACCCACCAAGCAGGGUGAUUCGUUAA